Lotus japonicus is the source of this 757-nucleotide messenger RNA. Its product is annotated as RING-H2 finger protein ATL18-like. NCBI's taxonomy places the organism in Eukaryota, Viridiplantae, Streptophyta, Magnoliopsida, Fabales, Fabaceae. The coding region runs from base 227 to 643 and encodes 138 amino acids. Gene Ontology annotation, molecular function: ubiquitin protein ligase activity. The record is from RefSeq and is a predicted model, not a curated record. The transcript has a single exon. Gene Ontology annotation, biological process: protein ubiquitination.
CAGAACCAUCAAAACAAGUUAUGUGUAUUAUUAUAAAUCCAGAAUCUAGCUAGGAUAUGCAUUAUUUUAAGAAUAAGGCCGGUGUCAUCAAUAGAAGUCAUCUAGUGUAUGCAUUUGAUGUCUAUGUAUAAAUAGACAGCUUGACACUCAUGUUAAUCAUCAAAUAAUCAUUGUUAUAAACUGAUAGAAACAACAGAGUUGAGAAAAUCAAAAUCAGAGGAUCAUCAUGAAUUGUCUUAUGGGGUGUCAGUCUCAGUUGUGGGUAGUGACCAUUGUGUUUUACACUUGCAUUUUGAUCCCAUUGAAGGAACUCAAGGGGGCACUUGCAAGCCUGUUUGGUCUCUUCAGCAAAGACGUGGUGGAGUUCCCUGCAGUGAUUCCAUCGUUGCCGGUGGCGAGGUUUGAGGAUUUGCGAAGGCAAUGUUGUUGUGAAGGAGGUGAUGAUGAUGAGUUGAGAGAGGAGAUUUGCUCCAUUUGCUUGGUGGAGUUUGAAGGGGAAGAUGCAGUGAGCAAAUUGGAAAGGUGUGGGCAUGUGUUCCAUCUCAAUUGCAUUGAACAAUGGCUAGACUGUUGUCAAUUCUCUUGCCCACUUUGUAGGUCCUUUUUAUUUUCUCAACAUGAUCAUGUCCACACAAACAAAUAGAUCUUUUUUUUUUUUAAAUCAUAGGAUCCAUAUAGUUGUUGUUGUUUGUUAGUACUUAGUAGUAUUAUUACCAGUUUUGUAAUAGAUACUCAGAAAUUGAAGAUCAUUUCGCGA